AUGGCUACAGUGCGUAUCUGCGUCUGCGGAGAUGAGGGCACCGGCAAAUCCAGCCUCAUCACCUCACUUGUCAAGGGGGUCUUCGUGACGAAUAAGAUCCAGCCCGUUUUACCUCAGAUCACCAUCCCUCCGACGAUCGGAACACCCGAGAAUGUGACGACGACAACGGUGGUAGACACCUCUGCUCUCCCGCAGGAGCGGAAUAAUUUGGCUCGGGAGAUUCGGAAAUCAAAUGUGAUCCUGCUUGUCUACUCAGACCAUUACAGCUAUGAGAGAGUGGCCCUGUUUUGGCUGCCGUACUUUCGAUCUCUGGGGGUCAAUGUGCCCGUGGUAUUAUGCGCCAACAAAUCGGAUCUGGCGGCGGAACACAGCGAGGCACAAGUCAUCGAGGAGGAAAUGCUACCGGUCAUGGCGGAAUUCAAGGAGAUCGACUCGUGCAUUCGUACCAGCGCCCGCGAACACCGAAAUGUCAAUGAAGCUUUCUUCCUCUGCCAGAAGGCCGUCACGCAUCCGAUAGCACCACUGUUUGACACCAAGGAAUCCGCGCUCAAGCCAGCAGCUGUUGCAGCGCUGCAGCGCAUCUUCUAUCUCAGUGACAAGGACCGAGACGGCUACCUCUCCGACAAGGAAAUUGGAGAUUUUCAGAUGAGGUGCUUUGACAAACCUCUGAGCACCGAGGAUCUGGUACACAUCAAAGAGAUCAUUCAAAAGACACACCCGGGCUCCGUUACCCCGUUUGGCAUCGAUUGCCGAGGGUUUAUUCAUUUGAACAAGAUGUAUGCGGAGAAGGGUCGCCAUGAGACAGUCUGGAUUAUUCUACGAGCAUUUCAAUAUACCGACAAUCUCUCCUUGCAAGAGAGCUUCCUACACCCCAGAUUCGAAGUUCCCCCUUAUGCAUCCGCUGAGCUCUCGCCUGAAGGGUACCGAUUCUUUGUAAAUUUGUUCCUACUAUCUGACAAAGACAACGACGGUGGAUUGAAUGACGCCGAGCUGGCGUCUUUGUUUGCACCGACCCCCGGUCUCCCCGCUUCCUGGGCGGACGGCUCUUUCCCUUCCUCCACCGUUCGAAAUGAAGCUGGUCACGUCACCCUUCAAGGCUGGCUUGCUCAGUGGAGCAUGACGACCUUCCAAUCACCGAAAACAACCUUAGAGUAUCUCGCUUACCUUGGAUUCGAGUCAUCCGAUCGCAGCAACCCCUCUACAACAGCCGCAUUAAAAGUCACUCGACCGCGAAAGCGGCGAAAGCGCCCCGGACGCGUGGGACGAAAUGUAGUCCUGGGCCACGUGCUUGGGGCUCCUGGAUCGGGCAAAUCCGCCCUUCUCGAUGCCUUCCUCUCUCGCGGUUUCAAUAGUACCUAUCGCCCCACCAUCCAACCCCGGACUACAGUCAACACAGUUGAACUGCCGGGAGGCAAACAAUGCUACCUCAUCCUGGACGAGCUUGGCGAGUUGGAGCCUGCCAUCUUAGAAAACCAAGCAAAGCUCCUGGACCAGUGCGACGUCAUUGUAUACACAUAUGAUUCGUCCGAUCCGGAUUCCUUUGCUUACAUUCCCCAACUACGAGCAAAUCAUCCACAUCUUGAAGAGCUUCCCAGCGUAUUUGUCGCUCUCAAGGCCGACCUAGAUCGCACCACACAACGGGCCGAGCAUCAGCCCCAUGAAUAUACAGCUAUGCUGAAUAUGCCUAGUCCACCACUUCAUGUUAGUGCCACCUGGAGUUCCAUCCAGGAGGUCUUCGUCCACAUUGCUGAGGCGGCGAUGGAGCCUAGCACGGCUUUUCCUCGAAGCGAGGAAGAUGUCGAGGGCAAAUGGAUGGCUUGGGGUAUAGCCCUUGGCGCAGUGGUCUGUGCUGGAGCUGCUGCUGUAAUGAUCUGGCGCAGAGUGAGUGGUGGUGGAUAG
Aspergillus clavatus NRRL 1 is the source of this 1899-nucleotide messenger RNA. RefSeq names its product ERMES complex Ca(2+)-binding regulatory GTPase GEM1 (gene gem1). Bases 1 to 1899 code for a protein of 632 amino acids. The record is from RefSeq and is a predicted model, not a curated record. Gene Ontology annotation, cellular component: plasma membrane; mitochondrial outer membrane. The transcript is spliced from 2 exons. Lineage: Eukaryota; Fungi; Ascomycota; Eurotiomycetes; Eurotiales; Aspergillaceae. Gene Ontology annotation, molecular function: GTPase activity; GDP binding; GTP binding. Gene Ontology annotation, biological process: signal transduction; mitochondrion organization.